Molecule: messenger RNA, 769 nt
Organism: Aplosporella prunicola CBS 121167
Lineage: Eukaryota; Fungi; Ascomycota; Dothideomycetes; Botryosphaeriales; Aplosporellaceae
Exons: 1
Coding region: 123-374 (83 amino acids)
Source: RefSeq, a predicted model, not a curated record
GCUCUCUCUGGACUCGAUGUUCGUCUCCGGUUUCAACGCCGUCUCAGUCCUCACCAACGUUGCGGAGAGUAUAUGCCUACGAAUGGAUUCGUGGAGAUGGCGAUGAUGGGUUUGCUGGCUGCAUGAGUUGCUUCGAAUCCCCUUCGCUGCUGCAGCUUUCCGUGGGUCUGUUACGAUGGAUGGCAGGAUGGCACUCAUUCAUCGCAAAGUAUGCUCGCCUCGACACUGACAAGGUCUUCUCUGGAGCCGCAAAAAACACGCUCAGAUUUCAUUCUAUGCUAUCGAGAGAUCCUCUCGUCUCUGGCUUCGUUAUCAGCCCAGACCCUUUCACAACCUCCACCGCCGCGGCAACAGUAUGGCUCGUCCAACUGUAACUGGGGUCUCCUCAAUGAGACUUCGGUACCAUGCCGCUUUGGCGAAGACAAAAAGGUAUCUAUCGAUCCCGAUUAAGCCGGAGCGUCUUCUUGAACCCUGUCUCGAGAGGGGCAGGGCGGGUGGAAGGGGCUUGACUUUGUGGGUCGUACAUGCUCUAGGUAGAGUGACAUAGCUUCGUAAUACAUCCGUUCGAUGGAAAUGCUGUUUCUGAUGGAGGCUCGUGUGAGAUGCGAUGACCCUAUGCCGUGCCAGUAAUCCAACAUGACUUUUGUGGGCAAACGCGAUUGCUGGUGUGCAAGUCCAAGACGAACUCUUCCCACCUGCGUGUCUCUCAUUUGAGCACGGUAUGCGCUCCUCUGGCGGCCAGAUACUGCUCCGUCGUCCCCUGUCCCAU